This is a messenger RNA of Engraulis encrasicolus (European anchovy), 852 nucleotides long. RefSeq names its product mitochondrial ribosomal protein L48 (gene mrpl48). The transcript has 8 exons. Gene Ontology annotation, cellular component: mitochondrial ribosome. The record is from RefSeq and is a predicted model, not a curated record. Bases 152 to 784 code for a protein of 210 amino acids. Lineage: Eukaryota; Metazoa; Chordata; Actinopteri; Clupeiformes; Engraulidae.
GAACCUUUCUGUGACAGUUUCCACGAACAACUAAGAGAGACGAACACAUGGAACACGGGUGGGAAACAAAUGAGUGAUGGCAGUGUCGAUGGCUUAAACUUGUGUCAAACAUUGAUUGAGCCCGUGCGUUUUGUGUUUUAGACGUCUGAAAAUGAAUUCAUUCUUAAGUAAGGUUGCAUAUGUGCGUCAGAUAGGUGCCCUGGACCAUGCCCUCACAAUAUUCAGAUCCCCAGAAUACAUGCCAAGGACACUGUUUGGGGGCUUGUUUGUAACCAGUGAGAGGCAUUAUAGGUCCAUGCCAACCCAUGGAAUUGGAAAAUACAAGCAUCUUCUUCCUAAAGACGGGCCCAAGAAGAGAAAGGACAAACAUCAGAUGAAGGCCAUCAAAGCUACAACCGGUACAGAAUAUGGGACACUCAAUGUGAUAGUCUCUGGCUACGACAUGAUCUUGGUGGAACACUACGCUCAGUACAUCCAUAAUCUCUGCAACCGCUUCAAUGUCAAAGUAGAUGAGAGCUACGCCCUUCCGACCAAGACCACAGAGAUUAUGAUCAUGCAGGACCAAUCCACGAAGAUGUUUGUGGAUGCAAUUUUGAAGACGCAUGAAAGAGUUGUCCAGAUGCGUCAGCUGAAUGCGACCUUCUGCCCUAUUUUACUGGAGGUGCUCCUCAAGAACCAGCCGGAAGGAGUGCAGCUCUCUAUAAAGGAGCACACUGAAGCAGACUACCAGGCACGCUUCAAAGCUCGACCAGAACUUGCUGGACUGAUGGCAAAAAUGAGUUAACCGACUGCAGCAGGCUGUGUGUGUGUGUGUGUGUGUGUGUGUGUGUGUGCGUGUGUGCGUGUGUGUGU